AUGAAGAUCAAGAUGCUUCACUCAACACCGUACUACGUGCAAGCCAACAGACAGGCCGAAGCAACAAACAAGGCUAUUAAACUUAUCGUCCAGAAGAUGAUUGAGGAAAACCCAAGACAGUGGCACGUUUUACUGUCAGAGGCAGUUUGGGCGAGUAGAACCAGCCAAAAAUCGGCCACAGGAACUUCGCCUUUCCGAAUGGUGUAUGGGUACGAUGCGAUGUUACCAAUGGAGCUCACUGUGAUGCCGACUCGCCGUCUUUAUCAGAAUAGAUUGUCUAAAGAUGAUUACUUUGAUAAGAUGGUAAUAGACUCUUUAGAUCUCGAUGAGGAGAGACUGGCAGCGUUAGACCACCUCGAGGCCCAGAAAAGAAGGGUCGAAAGAGCAUACAACAAGCGAGUAAAACCAAAGACAUUUGCCAUAGGCGACAUGGUUUGGAAAGCAAUCUUACCCAUUGGCCAUAAAGACAAGCGGCUUGCAGCAAAUUGCUGCUGUAACAAGCAGCGGGCUGCUGCAAAUGUGCAGCAGCAACACCCCAGCACACUGCUGCAUACGGCAGCAGUUGUGCAGCAAAACAGAAUAGCCACGAUGGCUGUUUCAUCACCCAAAAUAGACCCUAAAACUUGGGUGAAAAAUCUGGAAAUGAAAUUCCAGAUUUGA
This is a messenger RNA of Mercurialis annua (annual mercury), 660 nucleotides long. RefSeq lists its product as uncharacterized. NCBI's taxonomy places the organism in Eukaryota, Viridiplantae, Streptophyta, Magnoliopsida, Malpighiales, Euphorbiaceae. Gene Ontology annotation, molecular function: nucleic acid binding. The record is from RefSeq and is a predicted model, not a curated record. The transcript is spliced from 3 exons. The coding region runs from base 1 to 660 and encodes 219 amino acids.